UAAUGCAGUGCCCUGAGCAGAAUGCAAGAGGUGAUCAAGGAGCACAGAAUAUCCCGAGUACAAAGGGACCCACCGGGAUCAAAGCUGGAAGGAAUUUUAGGGAAGAGGAUUGUCUCCGUGGCCACGGUGUCUCUGUGUGUGUGCCUGUCCCCACGGGAGAGCUGAGCAGGGUUUUUCUGGUCUGAGGACAUCCCGGGCAAGGCUCUCAGUCUUCUUCGGUGUUGAUUGCCUCCUCCUUAAUGAUGGCAUAUCCUGUGCCACUGCUUCCCAGGGCUCCGUGAAGCUGCUCAGAGAACACUUUUCAGCCAGGCAGGUUGCCUGGUCACUAUGAACCAUGGCCCAGCUAUACUACAAAAAGGUCAACUUCUCCCCGUACCGAGACCGGAUCCCACUCCAGAUCGUGCGAGCGGAGGCAGAGCUCUCGUCGGAAGAGAAAGCCUACCUCAGUGCUGUGGAGAAGGGGGACUAUGCCAGCGUGAAACAUGCCUUGCAGGAGGCAGAGAUCUACUACAACAUCAACAUUAACUGCAUGGAUCCUCUGGGUCGCAGUGCCCUGCUAAUAGCCAUAGAGAAUGAGAACCUGGAGAUCAUGGAGCUGCUGCUGAGCCACAGCGUCUACGUGGGGGAUGCUCUGCUCUACGCGAUACGGAAGGAGGUGGUGGGAGCUGUGGAGCUGCUGCUCAAUUACAGGAAGCCCAGUGGUGAAAAACAGGUUCCAACCUUGAUGAUGGACACCCAGUUCUCGGAGUUCACUCCGGACAUCACGCCCAUCAUGCUGGCGGCUCACACCAACAACUACGAGAUCAUCAAACUGCUUGUCCAAAGACGGGUGACAAUCCCACGCCCACACCAGAUCAGGUGCAACUGUGUGGAAUGUGUCUCCAGCUCCGAGGUGGACAGCCUGAGGCAUUCCAGGUCAAGGCUGAACAUCUACAAAGCCUUAGCCAGCCCUUCGUUGAUUGCCUUAUCGAGCGAGGAUCCCAUCCUGACCGCCUUCCGGCUGGGCUGGGAGCUGAAGGAGCUGAGCAAGGUGGAAAACGAGUUCAAGGCUGAAUAUGAAGAGCUUUCACAGCAGUGCAAGCGUUUUGCUAAGGACCUUUUGGAUCAAGCACGGAGUUCCCGGGAGCUGGAGAUCAUUCUCAAUCACAGGGAUGAUCAAAGUGAAGAGCUGGAUCCCCAAAAAUGUCACGAUUUGGCAAAGCUAAAGGUAGCAAUAAAGUACCACCAGAAAGAGUUUGUUGCUCAGCCAAACUGCCAGCAGCUACUAGCAACGCUUUGGUACGACGGCUUUCCAGGAUGGAGGCGGAAACACUGGGCAGUGAAACUCCUGACCUGUGUCACCAUUGGACUGCUUUUCCCCGUGCUAUCCGUGGCAUACCUGAUUGCACCCAAGAGCAGGCUGGGACUGUUCAUUAAAAAGCCAUUUAUCAAGUUUAUCUGCCACACUGGCUCUUACCUGACCUUCCUGUUCAUGCUCCUGCUGGCGUCGCAGCACAUCGUCAGGACUGACCUCCACAUGCAGGGACCACCUCCCACCAUCGUGGAGUGGAUGAUCCUGCCCUGGGUUUUAGGUUUCAUCUGGGGAGAAAUCAAGGAAAUGUGGGAUGGUGGCUUCAAUGAGUACGUACACGACUGGUGGAAUCUGAUGGAUUUUGCAAUGAACUCCCUCUAUCUUGCAACCAUCUCCCUUAAAAUUGUUGCCUAUGUCAAGUACAACGGUUCUCGGCCGAGGGAGGAGUGGGAGAUGUGGCACCCGACUCUCAUUGCUGAAGCCCUGUUUGCAAUAUCCAACAUCCUGAGUUCCCUGCGUCUCAUAUCCCUGUUUACAGCCAAUUCACACCUGGGACCCCUGCAGAUUUCUCUGGGACGCAUGCUGCUAGACAUCCUCAAAUUCCUUUUUAUCUACUGCCUGGUGCUUCUGGCUUUUGCCAAUGGACUGAACCAGCUUUAUUUUUAUUAUGAGACCAGUGCCUCGGAGGAACCCAACAACUGCAAGGGGAUCCGAUGUGAGAAACAGAACAAUGCCUUCUCCACGCUUUUUGAGACCCUCCAGUCACUCUUCUGGUCUGUGUUUGGGCUGCUCAAUCUCUACGUCACCAACGUGAAAGCCAGACACGAAUUCACAGAAUUUGUUGGGGCCACGAUGUUCGGGACCUACAACGUCAUCUCCCUCGUUGUGCUGCUGAACAUGCUGAUAGCCAUGAUGAACAACUCCUACCAGCUCAUUGCUGACCACGCGGAUAUCGAGUGGAAGUUUGCGCGGACGAAGCUCUGGAUGAGUUACUUCGACGAAGGCGCCACUCUGCCCCCUCCUUUUAACAUUGUCCCCAGUCCCAAGUCAGUCUGGUACCUUUGCAAGUGGAUCCACAACCAGCUGUGCCCAGGUGACAACUCUGACAAUGAACAGAAGAGGCACGAAAACCUCAAAACAUUCACAGAACGACACGCUGACAACCUGAUUCAGAAUCAACAUUACCAGGAAGUGAUAAGAAAUCUUGUGAAAAGAUACGUUGCUGCAAUGAUAAGAACGUCCAAAACCAACGAGGGUUUGACUGAAGAAAACUUCAAGGAAUUAAAACAGGACAUCUCCAGUUUUCGCUAUGAAGUUCUUGACCUGUUAGGCAACAGGAAGCUCCAGAGGAGAAGUUACUCUACCAGCAGCACAGAGGUGUCCCAAAAGGACGAAACAAACGAGGAUGGCGCUGGAGAAAAGUCCAGAGCCAAGAGCGUGUCUUUCAAUGUAGCCAACAAAAAAAAGGACUUCAACGUUUCUGCUCUGAUUAAAACCAUGUCUGGGAUCAACAUGGUGGAAGAGAAGCCAAAAAGCAACGGGAUCAGCAAGCGCUCCUUUGUCCGAAAUGGGAACAGAGUCCAGAGACUCUCCAGCUCCAAGAAGGAGUCCUUCAAGAGACUGGGCCUGCUCUUCUCCAAGAUGAACGGCCACGUCCCCGAGCCCAGCUCAGAACCCAUGUACACCAUCUCAGACGGGAUCAUUCAGCCACAUUACAUGUGGAAAGACAUUAAAUAUUCUCCCAUGGACAGACAGAGAGAAGAGAAUUGUUCCAAAAGUGAAAUUAACCUCAAUGAGGUGGCCUACAGUGGGAACACGAGACUUUCAGGACAGAGCAAGGAGUGCCCUGUGGUUUGUACCAGCUCCCUUCACUGUGCUUCCAGUAUUUGUUCCUCUAAUUCCAAACUUAUAGACUCGUCAGAGGAUGUGUUUGAUUCAUGGGGAGAGGCCUGUGACUUGUUUAUAAACCAGUGGAAAGACGGGCAGGAGGAUCACGUUACCACCCGGCUCUGAGCAAAGCUCUCUUAACUCUCGCUGGAAAACUCAGCCAAGUAUUGGUCACGGUUUGCUCUCAUCUGGUUCAGCAUCACUGUUUUCCUUUCUGUCCACAGGUGAAAAAAAAGUGUAAACCUACUUAUGUUAUGGCCUAUUUUAUAGCCAUCUGCACCUUUUUUAAUUUACUUGUUUUACACUCAUUAAUACUAAACUAAUAUUGUCACGGUUUAUAAGGUUGCCAUAAACCACAGGAAUCCCUUUGGAUGCAGUCUCAGUCCCCAAACCCCACAGACUCCAGGCAUGCAGGUGGCUGAGGAAAGGAUUUCUCCAGUGCUCCCAUCAUCAUCCCACCCAGCUGGGUUUCAGUGCUGCUGUCCAACACCAUCAGCUCUGCAUCCUGCUCAGCUUUCCUCAUCAACACAGACAGCUGUUGAGCAGGAGGCUGAAAGUCACUCUGAAAAUAUUUUUCAGAAAUGUUUCCACCUAUAACUGCGUUUUGUUUUGUUUCCUUUUAGCAAUAUGACUUCUGAUUCUUUUGGUUGUGCUUGUUUUUUCAGGCCACUGUAUCAAUAUUGUAAAUUAUUACUGAAUAUGAGACCACUUUGAUCAUGGAACAUGUUUUUGUUGCUAACAUAUUUGCUUAUUUCCCUAAAAUCCCUUUUGGGGAGCAGAAGGACCUUCUAAUUAGGCUGACAGUGGGAGCCAGCACCUGGCCUUGCCUCCAACUCCUGUGUAGAUGAACUGAAAAGAAAACCCAAAACAACCCUGGCUGCUUGAAAUCCAAACCUCAGAGUAGUUUCUAAUAGGCUGAACCAAAACCCAGCUCUAAGCCUUGCCCUUAUUUUGCAAUUCCUAAUUUUACUUCCAGUGCUGCAUUCACUUUUUGCUGCCUCUCUGAUGGGUGUCAGGCUUCAGGGGGAAAUCCAUCUCCUGAGGGAGAGCAUCCCCUGAGCACCAGCAGCUCUGCAGGUCCUUCUCCGAGGUGCAACAACAAGGACUGUGGCAGGAGGUGGUGUAUUUAUUAUUUGUUAUUUAUUAUUUAUUAUUUAUUCUUUUAAAAUUUUUAUUUAUUACUUAUUAUUUUUUAUUUCCCCAGCUGUGGGAGUGGCUGGACAGGGCUUAGCACUGUCACUGUUGUUGUGCCAAGGAGCAUCAAGAGCUGGGAGAAAGACAACCCCCCUUCAAGGGCAAGAUGGUUCAAUUCUUAACAGGGAUUUUUAGGGGGUUUUAUUUUAAUUUUUUAACUUUCUUCUGCAGUGUUGCUAAGAAAUGCAGAUGACUGGUGCUGAGCAGCACCUCCGAGGUGUUCAGGAGCUCGGGAAUGGCUUCAUCCCUGCCCUCUGCAGGGCUCUGCUCCCUGCAGAGGGUUGUGUGAGCUCCAGCAUUUCCCCAGGCUGGCUGGCAGCAGUCACCUCACCUGGGAAGCAGGUUGGGAGCUGCCUCUGGAGAAACACAAUGCUGGAAAAGCUACACCUGCCCCUGGAGCGGGUCAGAUCUCACCAGCGAGGGGCACGAGCAGCUCUGCCGGCAGCGCGGAGGGUCAGGAGCAGAGGGAUGAGAGAUGCUGGAGCACCUGCAGCUGGAUACUCUGCCCGAGUUUGAAACCUGGCUCCCUCCUCUUGAGGGGAAAAUCUCCCCUCCUGGGGUUUUUCCUUUGGGCACUUGUGCAGCUUCACCCAGGAGAUGGAGCACAGAGAGAAGAAAUGUGAGUGCUGCAGCAGCUCCUGGGGCAGAGCUGAGGUGCCAACACCCCAAAAUCAUGGAAGGGUUCAGUGCAGACCUCUGUGGCUCCAGGGCAGCCCUGGUGCUGAGAUAAAUCAGCAGCAAGGAGCAGAGGCUCAAAAACAUUUCUGUUUUCCUCGCUUAUAAUGACAGCAGCCUUGUUACCAGCAGGCAGUGUAAAACCCCAAAUAUUUAAGCCUCUGGAUGUGUUAGUUAAGGCAGAGUGAAAGGCAUUUUUGUAUCAACAGAUUUCAGGCUUUCACACUAAUUGCAGGGUUAGAGUUGUCUUUGAAAACCACAUUUCCUCUUCCCUCAUGGAAGGCUGAGCAGACUGACAUUGGUGGUACACAAGGAGACUGUGUAAAUGCCGAGGGUGGGGAGCAGCGUGCCGACGGCUCCGUGAGGAAAUCGGGCACCCCUGGCUGGAGGAGCAAAUCCAUCGACAGGGGAGAGCCACAGCCAGAGCCCAGCGAGGCAAUGCCCACAAUGAGAGCCCCACAGGUCAAGAAAGCAAACUGAGCAUGUUUCUGCAAAGAUAAACACGAGCAGGAGCUGCUGCAGGGGGGUGGAUUUGGAAUCCUUUGAUGCCUCCCCUAACCCACAGCGCAGCCUGUGAACUCCACUUGACGUGGGGCCAGCGAAUCUUUGUGGCAUUUCCUGGGUAAGGAGGAAGAAUGAAAACAAUUCAAGUACAGUUAUGCAGAUUACAUCAACUGGGCUUGAAAUUGGGCCAGAAACUGGGCUUAUAUCCUUGGACAGCAGCAAGGCUUUUAAGUGUUCAGUGAGAACAAGCACACAGCCGCUGGUGACGCUCACGUGGUGCCACUUGAAUGCUUUACCAGGUAAAAACAACGCAAAGAAAUGGAAUUAACUCUGCAGUGCUGCCCCCAAAAAUGCAAAAAUCCCUUCCCCAGUGCUGUGCUGAAGGGGGAGAUGCUUCACGUGGCUCUGUGCCCAGGGCUCCCCUGGGCUUUGCUUCAUGACUGAGAUCCUUCCUUGCUCCCAGCUACGAGCUGACUUUGGAAUUCAACACAAAUAUUUGAUUUGGCUGUGAUUAAUACAUGUGUCCAGGAGUUUGCAAAACUCAAAUUGGUCCCCCAAAAGGCAAAAUACUCUUUGAUUGCAUCUAUGCAUCCCUGUUGAUAGCAAUAGACUUUGGAGCAGCUGGUGAAUUAUUAUUAUGCUAAAACAGGAGCUUCAGGGGAGCAAAAUUGAAGUAGCUUCUGAAAAAUAACAUUUGAUUAAAAAAAACCCAACCCAGGUUUUGCUCAAUUCACUUGCAGCACAGUAUUUGGGAAACUUCAUCAGUAUUUUUCUGCUUUCAAUUGCUCUAAAAAGAAAAGGUGUUGUAGUGAAAGUUCUUCUUUCCUUCAGAGUGAGUGACCCCUGUGCUGCCUCUGCAAGGGCAGCUGAUGGAACACUUGAGUUUCUCCUGUGAGGAGUUAAACUUUUCCUUGGCUCAGCUGGCUCACACCUGGCCUUUAUUCUGUGGGCUUCAAGAAGGAUCCUUGUAUAUAUGCAAGGAGUUUGGAGUUAGGAAUAACAGAGAUCUCAACCAUUUGCCCUUUAUUAGGUUUCUUGCUCUUGAAGUUGCAUUUUUUUCUUGCCUCCCAUCCCAGCUUCAUUUUCACCUGGCUUUUUAAAGCAGCACACCUCCAAAUGGUCAUGGAAUUAUGGAAUGGUUUGGGUUGGAAGGGACCUUAAAGUUCUUGUUCCAACCCCCCUGCCAUGGGCAGGGACACUUUCCAUUAGGCCAGGUUGCUCCAAGCCCUGUCCUUGGACACUUCCAGGGAUGUGGCAUCAUCACCAAUUAAACAAGUUAACAAAUAACACCCAGGGUUAAGAAUUUAAUAGAGCUGGGAGGUGUUUGUACUCAGGUCAGAGAUUACCUAAAUUGCUUCAGAAACAAGAAAUUAACUGAAUUAUCUGUGCAGGUUAUUUAGAUAACUGCAUUUGUACAUGGCUCACUUGCUGGUAAAUAUGUAAAUAUUCCUGUGUUUGUACCUGUGUUCCCUCAGAGGAAGCAUGGGCAGUGUCAGAGCCAGGGGGGAGCUCAGCUCCACUCCCUGCUCUGCCCCUGCCUCCCCUGUGACCUUGGGCAAGUCACUCAGCCUCUCGAAUGCCUCAGUUUCCCCAUCUGUAAAAUAGGGAUAAUAAUACUUACCUACCUCGCAGGGGGGGUUAGUUCAUUAUUUAUAAGCACUUUCAAAUUUAAAGGCGCUAUAUACAGUACGUAGUUAAUCUUGGUAGCAGUAGUAUGUACUUUUAUUUUCUUACAACUAAUUCAGGUUAGGAUUUAACUGUAUGUCUGUUAUGAUAAUUUUCCAUGUAGGAAACUCGCAUGGUUUCCCCAUGAAGGGAAUUUAGGGGACUUCUGCAGUAGACAGAGAGCAGGAGCAGCAUACCCUGGAAGCCUAAAUUCUGACACCUUCGCUUUUGUGAUUUAUGCCUCACCCGAAAUGUCACCUCCCUGUAUUUGUGUUCCACCCCUUUCCUGACAGCCCAUGUAACAUGAUUUUUAGCAGAAACAGCCACUGUAAAUAUUAAGAGUAUUUAAAUAAAUAUAUUAAUGUACGAAUAUAAACCCUUACCUUUUAAAGAGGUUAAAAUUGGUGGGUAUGACAGGAUUCUAAGCACGGGGUGGGGGCUCCACAGGCAGCUCAGCACUGGUGCACACCCACACACUGGGCUAGGGCUAUAGGAAGAUUUCACAUCAUCACCUCUGCAAUAAUCACUUUUCACCCCAUCACUGGCAAGGACAACUCACCUGGGUGUCACAGGAGGGCAAAGGGACGCUGUGACCGGAGCAGGGUGGCCCUGCUGCCUGGUUCUGCCCCCGGAGAAGGGAACGCAGCUCUGGACACCCACCCAGGCAGCAGAGUGUGGCCAACACUGUGGCAACCUGGACAGCUGGAAACUGUCUCCUGCAUCCUUGGGAGGGGCUCCUCACCCAGAUUUCUCUGUACAAUAUUCCCUAGUGUUUACUCUGGACAAAGGUCUCUGGUUUGAGCAAGAGGAGCUUGAAGAGGGGACUGGCAGGGUAAGGGCACUCUGAGCUCCCUGGCAGGGACAGGAGCAUGUUCAGGUCCCUGCACUGGGGACCUGAUGUUAUUGACAGGGAUAUUUGGACAGUUAGCAACAGUGAAAGCAAGGAUCUGAAUCACCUCUGGGUUUUCUAGCAGCUGGAAACCACCCAAGCACUCACUGCUCUCACACUGCUACGUGUUUGUCCCGCUUCCCUUCCCAGCUUCGCUUUGGUGUUGCUGCUUCCCUUUCCAAAGGGCCAAAAUCCCAAAGAAAAGCAUAUUUCAUUAGCCAGGAGGAGGCUCAGUGUUGGUUGAACUCCUGGCUGAGCUCUCCUUUAAGCAGUUAUCUCGUCCUGCAGCACCCAGCCCUGUCCCACAGACAGAGAAAGCUCUGUGAGAUUCCCAAAGGAUCAGGAACCCCCUCCCACCUCUGCUGAAAUUCCACACACAGAGGAUGGCAAAAAAUAAUCAGAACCAUCCCAACCACCAGGGCUGCCUAAAGUUAAUGAAAGUUGUUUUUUAACAGAAUUCCUGCAGGUGUUUUUGGGAUGGGGGCACUGCAGGGACCUCUUCCUCACAAGAGGGACUUCCAGACCCUCUGGCACAGAGAGACCAGGGCUGGUCACACCUUCCCAGGUGUGCUGGAAGCAUCAGGCACUCUAAUUAAUGUCAUGGUAAAAUUGAUUGGAAUCAGCACAACUGUGAUGGAUAAUAAAUCCACUCUCUGGAGAAGCAUCUAAAAUAAACUGUCCCCCAACAGCAUCUGCAGUUUGCAGUGAGUGUGUGACUUGAAACAGCUAUAAAGCCACUCCCUUACUUGAUUUUUGUUUGAGGAGAUAGAGAAUACUCUGGGCUAGCCACAUCAGCACAUUUCCUAAACAUUUAUCAUUUGAUUAAUUUUCAUUUUCACUCUUCUUUCCCCAUUUCAGGCCCUUAUUACAAAAAGAGAAAUUUCUAUACUACUCAUGUAACUGCUUCCACCCAGACCAAUGACUGCCCUGGAGGCAAAUCAUGAUCAAGAACCAUUGUUCUAAAAAGAAAACAUGUUUCAUCUAAAGAAAUACACUUAAAAAGCAAAAGUGUUUGAUCCUUAUCUUCCAAACCUUUGAUAGCAUUUUGUGCUUCAGGGAAACACUUUGACCUGCUCUGUUUUUUUGGGUUUUUUUGAGGUGUGCAAAACAAAAAAGGAAACCCCCAACCAGAACAGCAGUAGAACUCAAACCACCCACAGCUUUUGAUUUAGUUCAUUCCUUCCACGCAGAAUUCCUGGUUUGGGUUGGAGGAGACCUCUGGAGAUCCAGCCCAAGCUCCUGCCAGCCCCUUCUCCAUCAAACACCCACCCACCCCAGCCACCAGUGCUGUCCCCAUCCCUGCUCAGCAUGGCCUAGUUUGGGGAUUUUUGGGGGGAUUUUCUUUCUUUUCCCCUCCCAUUGAAAGCAUUCCCACAUCAGCAGCACCUUCUGGGCUGGCAGAGAUGCUGUGCCCAGGGCUCAGACGUGCCCUGUGCAGGAGCUGACAGAACACUGUGAUCCCUUUAGUUGACAGAGCAAGAGGCCUUUUGACUAUAAAUAAUGUUGUUUUUCAGCAAGGGGGCACUUUUGGGUCUUAGCUAUUUUUUCUGGCUAUUGUACAGUUAUUUAAAAACUACUGAAGGUGUUUAUAAGGCAGGUCUGGGGGCUACAGGGCUAAAGAUUUUGAGAAGCAAAAGGCAGUAGCAGAUGUUUAAGUAUUCUAUUUUCUAUAUGGGAGCCCUGGAGACCUGGGCUGACUCUGAAAACAGUUUUUUAGCAAAUCGAGUUUUAUUGUCAAAUUAAAUCUAAAUUAAUAAAUAAAGCAACCACAGAAACAGCCUUCACACCCGAGCAUAUUUUAAAAUGCCAUUUUGUGAAAUAAAAAAAAGGUGAGGCUUUUUUUCCCCCACCCUCCCACCCCCUUCUUCUUUAUUUUAGUUUUGCUCAAAAACUCAAAGGGGCCUUUUCCAGGCUAAAAAGCUUUUAGAUGUUGUAAGACUUUUGUGUAUGCAAAGACAGAUUGGGGACCUCAGAAUCUGCCAGCUGAGUGGUAAUAGCCACCCCUGGAGAAAAGGGGCAGAAAAGGGCAAGAGCAAAAAGCAAAAACAGAUGCUUAGUUUUAUGUACUUUUCUACUUGCAUCUCUUCCAUCCGUAGUGCAGACUCCAUGUCAGACCCUCGUAUAACCUGUACAAAAUUAAACAAUGUACAUAACAAAUAAAAUUAUUUAUUUUAUGUGUAUUUUUAGCUUAACUGUAAACUGAAAAAAAAAAUAAAAAAUAAAAAGCAUUUAAUUUUUUUUCCCAAAAAUGUAAGCCUAUUGAAAAAUCAAGGUGUUUCUACCUUUUCAGAUGUAACAUUUCCAGCUGCCUAUUGAUAAUAAACAUUUAUGAACAGCA
Molecule: messenger RNA, 10443 nt
Organism: Parus major (Great Tit)
Lineage: Eukaryota; Metazoa; Chordata; Aves; Passeriformes; Paridae
Gene: TRPC5
Product: transient receptor potential cation channel subfamily C member 5
Exons: 11
Coding region: 335-3304 (989 amino acids)
Biological process (GO): regulation of cytosolic calcium ion concentration; manganese ion transport; calcium ion transmembrane transport
Cellular component (GO): cation channel complex; membrane
Molecular function (GO): protein binding; inositol 1,4,5 trisphosphate binding; store-operated calcium channel activity
Source: RefSeq, a predicted model, not a curated record